Messenger RNA from Scleropages formosus (Asian bonytongue), 1040 nucleotides. RefSeq names its product myosin, light polypeptide 3, skeletal muscle (gene mylz3). The record is from RefSeq and is a predicted model, not a curated record. Gene Ontology annotation, molecular function: calcium ion binding. Gene Ontology annotation, cellular component: contractile muscle fiber; myosin II complex. NCBI's taxonomy places the organism in Eukaryota, Metazoa, Chordata, Actinopteri, Osteoglossiformes, Osteoglossidae. The transcript has 6 exons. Bases 134 to 586 code for a protein of 150 amino acids.
ACAUCAGAGCGCCGGCCUUCAUAAACGGGGGGGAGCGGAGAGUUCUGCGGCACCGCGCUCCAGAGAGCCCCGUUCCUCCUGCGCCUUCCUCCUCCUCCUGUUCCUGCUCCUCCUGCUGCUGCUCUUCGAAUCGAUGGCGGACUUCACUGCUGACCAGCUGGAAGACUUCAAAGAGGCCUUUGGCCUCUUUGACAGGGUUGGAGACAACAAGGUGGCCUACAACCAAGUGGCUGACAUCAUGCGUGCCCUUGGACAGAACCCUACCAACAAGGAUGUUAACAAAAUCCUGGGUGACCCCAGCGCAGAGGACAUGGCCAACAAGAGGAUUGACUUUGAUGCUUUCCUGCCCAUGCUGAAGACAGUACAUGCCCUUCAAAAGGGAACCUAUGAUGACUAUGUUGAGGGUCUGCGCGUCUUCGACAAGGAGGGCAACGGCACAGUGAUGGGUGCUGAGUUGCGCAUCGUACUCUCAACACUCGGUGAGAAGAUGAAUGAAAGAGAGGUCGACACCCUCAUGCAGGGGCAGGAAGACGAGAAUGGCUGCGUCAACUACGAGUCUUUCGUCAAGGCCAUCAUGUCUGUGUAAGACAUUUCCAUCUAGACUGGUGUGGACGCUGAGAUGUAUCUGCAGACCCCAUGGUGUCAAGACAUCCACGCUCUAUUUUUAAGACCAACUACAGAAUAAAAGGGACUAUAGGAUGUCUUUUGUAAACCUUCCUCAUCUUUUCAUACUAAAUUAUUUUUCUCUCUCUGGAAGUCGUCUCUCUGCAACAAAACCUCAAUUCCUCCCACAAACUCCCUUCUUUGAGGCGCCUGGUCACAGGGGGUGGGACUGAGGGAAGUGGGGGUGUUGACCACUCAUCAAGUGAGGGCCCACCCUCUCUGCCUUGCCCACCUUGGCCACUCACACAAUGGCCAGCGAUGCUUAAGGCACUCGUGCUUGAAGCUGUGGACCGGUUGAGGAAACUCAUGCCCUUCCCUGGAAGUCUUCAUUUAUUUUCACUCUGGCAUUUCACAAAAUAAAAUCCUCAAAAGGUACA